Ostrinia furnacalis (Asian corn borer) is the source of this 1569-nucleotide messenger RNA. RefSeq names its product Tryptophan 2,3-dioxygenase vermilion (gene vermilion). The transcript is spliced from 10 exons. Gene Ontology annotation, molecular function: metal ion binding; heme binding; L-tryptophan 2,3-dioxygenase activity. The coding region runs from base 98 to 1300 and encodes 400 amino acids. The record is from RefSeq and is a predicted model, not a curated record. Lineage: Eukaryota; Metazoa; Arthropoda; Insecta; Lepidoptera; Crambidae.
CAGACAGUGUUCGAUCGCAUUCAAUUUAAAAUUUCGAAUUUUUAAACGCGCUCUAUUUUUUAAUUUGAACUUCUGUUGUUUUAUUUUGUUUUUUAACAUGGCGUGUCCAAUGAGGUCAGCGAUAGACGAGAUCGGGCAGGAAGGCGACCACCUUGGUAACGAGGCGGGCAUGCUGUACGGAGAGUAUCUGAUGCUGGACAAGCUGCUCAAUGCUCAGAGGAUGCUCAGCGCCGACUCGUCCAAUCCGGUGCACGAUGAGCACUUGUUUAUUGUCACACAUCAAGCCUACGAGCUCUGGUUCAAGCAGAUCAUAUUCGAGGUGGACUCCGUCCGGUCGCUGCUCGAUGUGGAGGGCCUGGACGAGAGCCACACCAUGGAGAUCCUCAAGAGACUGAACAGGAUUGUGCUCAUCCUGAAGCUUCUGGUAGACCAGGUGAUGAUCCUGGAGACGAUGACCCCGCUCGAUUUCAUGGACUUCAGGAACUACCUGCGGCCAGCUUCGGGCUUCCAGAGCUUACAAUUCAGGCUCUUAGAGAACAAGCUCGGCCUCAAGCAAGCCCUCCGCGUAAAGUACAACCAAAACUACCAGACUGUGUUUGGAGACGACCCAGCGGCCAUGGAGGCUCUGCACAAAUCAGAAGAAGAACCGGCCCUCCUGGCCCUGAUAGAGCGGUGGUUGGAACGCACGCCGGGCCUGAACGCUCACGGGUUCAACUUCUGGGGCAAGUUCCAAGCGGCUGUGGACAAGACCAUUAAAGAAGACAUCGACAUUGCUUUGCGCGAGCCAAACGAGACAAUUCGCCGUCACCGCAUGCAAGAUGCCGAGAACCGACGCGAGAUAUACCGGUCUAUAUUCGACCCUGAGGUGCACGACGCUUUGCGGUCCCGAGGAGAGAGGAGGCUGUCCCACAAGGCUCUGCAAGGCGCCAUCAUGAUCACCAUCUACCGCGACGAGCCGCGGUUUUCACAGCCACACCAGCUGCUAACGCUGCUCAUGGACAUCGACAGCCUUAUCACCAAGUGGCGCUACAACCACGUGAUCAUGGUGCAGCGCAUGAUCGGCUCGCAGCAGCUUGGCACCGGCGGCUCCUCCGGCUACCAGUACCUACGCUCCACCCUCAGUGAUCGCUACAAAGUGUUCCUGGAUCUCUUCAACCUGUCCACGUUCCUGCUCCCACGCUCGCAGAUCCCACCUCUGGACGACGGGAUGAAGAAGAGCCUCAAUCUCAUGUGGGGGGACAACGUGAAAGAACCCCAGAACGGUUCCAGCCACGAGAAUGGAUUGGAAGCCUCUUUAUAAUAGAAGGAUUGCAUUUUGAUUUUUUGGGAUAAGAAAUGUCACUCACAAAUUUUGGAAAAAUUACAUUAAUAUUUUUUUACAUAAUAAUUGCAAUGAUAGAAAUGUUAGGUAGAUAUUUUGGUGAAAAAAAAAAAUUUUUUUUUAAUGAAAUUAAUGAUUCUUUUUUAUUGUAAGUCUUGUUGGUAAUAAGUGAUUUAGGUAUAGCCUGACCAGGAACAUAAAAACCCUCGCCAUGUUGCGGAAAAUUAAUGGUACUAAUUUCUUUUAAU